This is a messenger RNA of Serendipita indica DSM 11827, 1956 nucleotides long. Lineage: Eukaryota; Fungi; Basidiomycota; Agaricomycetes; Sebacinales; Serendipitaceae. The record is from the annotation of a GenBank genome assembly.
AUGCCGCGUCCAAACCCACUGAGCACGACGCUACGACAAAAGCUGUCAAGCCUUGCCGCGCCCGCGACGCCUUCUGUCUCAUCAAAUCCCGCUACAUUCUCUCCUACAUCAAUGGGCCCAGCAAAGAAGCGUGGCAUCCUCGCGCGCUGGCUUCACGCCGACGAACAGGCGCAACACUAUCAUCCUACUCCUGCGCAGACGCAGAGCUCCAAGGGCAAGGAACGCGAAUGGGAUGCCGGGGAACUAGACGAAGACAUGCAGAAAAUCAUGAAUUCGGUCAUCUUCAAUGGCGGAUUGGAUUUCGAGUCAUACAUCGUCCAUUCUACUGGCUUUUCCAAGAUGCUCUUUUCGUUGGCAGGCGCCAUUAUCAGUCCAAAAUUCUACGCCAAGCUCGAGUACAUCUCCACACUCUCUGACCUUGCGAAGCACGUUCCGCUCAGUCAGAUCAAUAUUCAUCCCGCUGUCUACGCCGAGAAUCUCAAAUUCGAGCGCGAGAUUACAUUACCGACUUCCCAACAACCUGCUACCUCUGUCUUCGGCGCAUCAUUGGACGAGAUCAUGGGUAUGGAGGGCGAGAGUGGUGGUGUUCCUCGUCCUGUCCGCGAUGCCAUCGCAUACCUUCGUGCGUGGCGUGAGGAUGACACGAUACCACUGGAAGACAAAGGCUUGUUCAGGAGGAGUCCGUCGAGUGCGCUGUUGAAACAAGUUCAAGCAGCAUACGAUCGAGGGCAAGUUGUGGACCUCUCUCAGUACAAUGACGCCAAUUUGUGUGCUGUUUUGAUCAAGAAAUUCUUCCGCGCUCUUCCACAACCAAUCUUCCUAGACUCGAUGUUUGCGAUGAUUCGCAAUUGUCCAAAUCCGGAUAAUCCGAACACGAGGGAUGAUGCUGUGGAGUAUAUCAAGACAAAGAUUAUCGGUGAGCUCGAGGGGAAUAAACAGAUUCUGCUCAAUGUCGUCCUACAUUUACUUCACGACGUUGCAGCUCGCUCAUCAGUCAACCUCAUGGAUGCGUAUAACCUCGCGAUCGUAUUCACGCCGAAUCUUGUUUCCAACGAUAACCCACUUCGCGCGGUACAAAUGUCCAUGGUCGCCUCACCUACCACUCAGCGCAGAGGGUCCAAGGACAUCAUGAUGCAAAAUCAACCACAGCCUGAUCUUUCAGAUCCUCAUUCCCCGACUGUGGCCCAUAAUACGACUCUUGGCACUGUCAUCCGUGUCUGCAUCGAGGAUUAUUACGAAAUUUUCGAUGAGGUUCGGGAUGUCACAGAGGCUGUUCCUGGUGAACUGCUAGAAGCGAACGGGACGAUCCCAAACCCCAUAUCAUUACCUAUUUCGGCUGAGGUCACCGCCCCUUUGGCGGCGAACAAGGGAAAACCUGCGGCUCAAAUGGCCAACAUGCCAAGUUCCCCGAAUGCUGCGUCAACCAGCCCGAUGAGUCGUGCGCAAGGCCGGACUCGUGGUCCACCCCCAUCAUCCGCUACUACAUCGAUGGCUUUACUCGCUCAAGCUCUAGCAAAGGAUCCCUCCAACGCAGAUCGAAAUACUCAAGUCACACGUAGCAAUAAAUCUCGAGCUCUCCUUGAUCCACAAGUUGGCGAAUCGUCACAGGCGUAUCAAGAGAGUCGUGACGGUGCUGCUGGUUCCCGAACGCCAUACGGAUCGCGUUCCGUGGCGUACAACUCACAUGGACCCAGUGGGAGUGGUUGGACAGGCACGGGUUUACGAGGCAUGCCGAAGACGCGGAGCAUCAUCUCCAUUGAAAAGGCGCCGCCGGUGAUGGGCGUCGACAUCAAUCCAUCUGGACAUGGAAAAGGAAAGAGAACAAUCACAAGCGGGAGAGAGAGUAUCAAUCUAGGGCGUGCGACUAUUACCAGCGGGGGAACCGUCCGCAAAAGUGCCAGCGCAGGUGUCGUGGGCGUUGGUGUGACAGCCACGGGGUUUUUCGCACCGCCAUAG